UGAUGAACUCUCUCUGGCAAAUGCUUGACACUGCUUACGUAAAUAGGCUUCUUUUAAAAAUGGCUCUAUUUGCAUGACAAAGCCCGAUGGUUUCAGGGUGGAGGGCAGAAGGAGAGGGAGGAGUUUGAGUCUGUCGCAAAGAGGAGGCAGGACAGACUGGGAUUGUUGGACAGAUGCACUGGGAUCGCCAGCUCUCUCCCAGUCAGGAGAUCAGACUGCACUGCAGGGUGUAUCGAACGCUGUGGUUGAGGUAUUAGCGGUACUCGUCUGGAUUUGGGUUCCAUUAUCCGGUGUAGCUGGAUCUUGUUCCCAUAUUACCUCACACUACUUUUUGUACUGGUUGGAGGAAAGAAGGGAUUUAACAUCUCCCAUAAACUGGGAAAAAAUUGAAUAUUUGCGAACCAGCUGUGGAAGAGUGACACAUGCUUGCCACCAGCACUGUCAUGCACUGCUCACAGCAGCAUCUGAAAUGUUUAUGGCUUAAAUGCUCAUAAUCAGUGGCGUUUAUCUAGAUUUAGCAGAAAUAUAAUUCAUAAUUGCACUGGUGACCUGAAUGGUGUAUUACAGCAGAACGCUACACUGGCUUAGAGAUGAUGGGAACCCUGCUUACUGGACUCAUACUCUUCCUGUUUGUGGUGGGAUGUGAAAGUGAGCCGACACAUGCCGUGCCAGAAAGAGUAGAGGGCUCAAAUGGAGAAACACUGGUGUAUCUGACACCACACUGGGCUUUCCAGCUGGUCAAUGACUCGCUGUCCUUCUCUAGGGCCGACAGCUUCUGCAGAGGGCGGUUUAGCUCUCUCAUCACCUCAGACCAGAAGGAAGUUCUGGAGCUGCUUCGGCAGGCUGGACUUCAUUCCUCCGUCUGGGUCAGGGAUUCCAGCAGAGUAGCCUCCAAGCCUGUGGCGCUCUCCCAGCAGUAUUUGCAGUUCUCAGCUCUAAAGUUUCCAAAGGAGUCGCGUGAGGGCUUUGCACACGUCAACAAGUCCUUCCCAGCCCUCUCAUCUGUCAGUGUUUGUGUUCGAGUUCAGUGGGACCCAUGGUGGAGUGAGGUGUCGACCAUAUUUUCCUACGCUGCACCUGUCUUUACCAAUGAGUUCCAGCUGCGAGGCCAAGCAGACAUGCAGGGUCGCAUUUUGCUGGCGCUCAUCAUCCAUGGGAAGCACCUACCAUACAAGGCAUCCUUCCCAAAUGAUGGUGCGUGGCAUCAAAUCUGUGUCACAUGGCAGCAGAGUGGUGGCCACUGGGCUACCUAUGUGGACGGAGACAGGAAAGACACAGGCUCAGACACAGACACUUCCAGGGAUAUCUACGGUGAUGGGAUUCUGAUCCUGGGGCAGGACCAAGACUCUUUUGGCGGGAAUUUUACAGAGCCUUUCUUUGGAAAUAUAACUGACCUAAAUGUCUGGAACAUGUCUUUGGAAUCACACCAUGUCCGUCUGCUAAAUGAAUGUUCACCAGUCACCCAGGACCUGCUUUUCAGUUGGAACCUUGAGCUCCUUAGUAGCCACCCUGUGGUCAAAGAGGUGCAGGCCCGUUUGUUUUGCCCAGCAGUGCACCAGCAGGUGGAGCUACAGGGCUGCAGAACAUUGCAGGGCUGGUCAGCUGAGCUUCCACAGUUGGGUCUGAGGGACUGCCUGGAUCUCCUGCCUUUCAUCUGCAGGAGCAGCAGAGAGCGUUACCUGAAGAUGAAGCAGAUGAGUGACUCUCAGAGCUCUCAGCCCACUGCUUUCAUGAGCCAGCUGAUGAAGCUCUCCAACCAGAGCCAGCUGAUGCUGCCAUCAGGGCUGAGCAGCCUGGCCCAGGCAUCUGCCCUGCUUGACGUCUCUGUCCAGGCCCUAGAGGACACCCGGGACGAGGGACUGCAGCCAGCAGACAUAAUGUCCCUCAUACAGCUUCUGUCUCUAACUGCAGACGUCCCCUCACAGCCAUUUACCCAUGACACUAACUACAGCCAGGACAACAUACAGGAGCUCAGCCAGCACUUCAUCAGCUUGGCUGACAGCAUCAUCAGUGAAGAAGACACCUUAAAGUGGCAAGCCAUCAAAGAGGUGGUGAACGGCCCCAUGGAUGUGGUCAAACGCAUUGACCACAUGGUGACCAGCCUGAGCCCUCGCUUAAUGGCAGAGACCAAUCACCUAACCAUCCGCAGCCCCAACAUCAAAUUGGUGGUGCAGCAGCAGAAGCUGCAGGAAGUAUCCAGAGGAUCGAGUUUCUGUGGACCUGAAACAGAGACGCCAACCAUCCUAGACUGUAUUUCAGUCCCACAUCAGAAGAUGCAGGAUCUCCAUAACAAUGGUUUCCAUAAGCUCACGCUGGUCAACAUGUGGUACGGCUCUCUGCGGCCUUUUUUCAAUCCUGAGGAGAACAUCACCAUGGAGCCCACCGUCACUGAUGGCAGCCAAAGGUAAAAGUUUAAACCACUGUCAUGUGUUAUCCAUAAAGUUGUGACUGUGAUGUAAAAAGAUGGGACUUUUCAGCAAACAUUAACAUUUGAUAAAAUGAAAAUUUCAAUAUAAUUUACAGCACUGCAGUUUAUGUUCACGUUUAUAUGGAGGAUUAUUCUGGAGUGAGAGAAGUAACUCCCGGGCAAAAGGCUUUAAAACCUGAUUUGUUGAAAUAAUUCUUUUAGAUGAAUUUCGACUGGGUAUUUGGUGCAUAUAGUUUUUAAUGAAAUUGCAGUUAAUUUAGACCAUGUUUCAAAGCAACUGUCCCAAUAAGCACCUGGAUCAUUUAUUCCCAUUUAACACUCUGCAUAUCACUGGCUUGCAUUAGCUGUUUAUAGCCAACAGUCUGUAUUAUUGAUCAUUUUUGGAUAAAGUUUCAAAGAAAAUACAUUACUUUCUCUUAUAUUUUGAUUAGUGUGAAGAUUUAAGACAAAAUCUAAGACUUUAGACAAUAUGCCACAUAUUUUGUUGAUGACAUCAAAGCAUUAAAACACUGUGGUUUUAAGUGAGCCGCAGCACUCUUCACUAUGAGAAUGCCUGGCCUAGAUGCAUUUCAGCAUGACUUGCUUCUUGAUUUCAAUCUAAUAUUAUGAUUCUUGCUAAAGUCCAAUUUAAUGAUUUGAAAGCUUUAUACUGACUCGGAGCUGAAGAAUAGCCAUCGUGGCUCAUCAAAUAUCAGCUUAUAAACUGUAUAAUUUGUUCAGCUGAAUAAAGAAGUAAAGCUCAGAACAGCAGCAGCAGGUCAGCUAACCUGUGACUUAUUAGUAGUUGAGGCAUUUCCCCAUGUUGCCCACAACACCAGUAUACAGGUAUACAGUAUCUCCACCUCCCAUGCUUGAAAACCACUAGAUUACAAUCAGUUAUUACUCAAGGUUUUAGCUUUAUCUGUCAAAAUGAAAAAUUACAGCUGUAUAUUUAUGUAAACUUUUUCAUGAAAACUAAAGAUACAGUUAUUGGCUUCAGAGUGA
Messenger RNA from Haplochromis burtoni (Burton's mouthbrooder), 3412 nucleotides. Its product is annotated as adhesion G-protein coupled receptor D2. Bases 591 to 2408 code for a protein of 605 amino acids. The transcript has 10 exons. The record is from RefSeq and is a predicted model, not a curated record. NCBI's taxonomy places the organism in Eukaryota, Metazoa, Chordata, Actinopteri, Cichliformes, Cichlidae.